Molecule: messenger RNA, 648 nt
Organism: Triticum aestivum (bread wheat)
Lineage: Eukaryota; Viridiplantae; Streptophyta; Magnoliopsida; Poales; Poaceae
Product: vicilin-like seed storage protein At2g18540
Exons: 2
Coding region: 26-619 (197 amino acids)
Source: RefSeq, a predicted model, not a curated record
AGCAUUUUGAUCACAUUCUCCAGAGAUGGAUGCUAAGGAAAGAAGAAGGAAACAAGACAGAGAGCGCUAUGAACAGAUGGCCAAUGAAAAAAGAGAGGAAAAACUCAAAAAAGGCCGUGAAGCCUAUCAACAAAAGAAAGAAAAAAUAUGCGCACAACAAAGGCAGAUAUAUGCAAAAAUGCAGCCGGAACAAAAGAAAGCUAGAAAAGAACAUAUCAAUGAAUUGAAACGCAACACAGCAAGCAAAGACUCCAUUGCACGGGAGAACCCUGCCUAUAUUGCAACUGAAAAAGAAGUUGGUACUUCUACCUUUCCUGAUUACAGAAAGCAUGUCACACCAGGAGAAAGGCAAACAUUGCUACACCGUCGUAACAAAGAAUUCACGACAAGACAGAGGCAUGUAUCAUCGAAACAAGAUGUAUCUAUGACGGAAACCGGCGACGAUGACACAGAACCUCUACAGCAACCAGAAGAAAUGAUUUACGAUAUCCCUAAUCAAUGUUUCCAAGCAUCAAAGAAGCGGAUACACCAACACAGACAUUCUACAAUGACGAUCAAAAUAAGGUGGCAUUGUGGCCAGACAUCCCGUCUUCAAUGUUUCCAGCAAUCAAAGAAGUAGAUGCACGAAUACAAACAUUAUACAAUGAU